GCUAUCGUCCCGCGAGAGAUGGGCUCUAUGUGGUUGAGACGAAUCCUGCUCAGCCCAACCUCUCUGCCGCCGCAGAAGCCUCCCAUGGCCGCCUUGUUAACCCCUGCCACACUUCAAAACCCCGUCUCCUCUCCCUUUCUGAAACCCUCGCCGGCAUCUCUCACUCCUCUUGCCUCCUCCCACCGCCGCCUUCUCUCAACCGCCGCGUCCUGUUCUCCUCCACGUCCUCUCGUCUCCGUCGACGAAACUUCCUUCGAAUCCGCAGGAGGUGAAAGGAGUGGGAUUACGAACCGGAGCUCGAAAGUGCUUCUCAAGGGCAUGCGAUACGAUGAACUUGAAAAAUGGGUUCAGUCACAUGGGUACAGGCCUGGCCAGGCUCUAAUGCUAUGGAAACGUAUAUACGGGAAUGGUAUUUGGGCGCAUCACAGUGAUCAACUAGAAGGCUUGAACAAAGAUUUUAAGAAGAUGUUGAGUGAGAGUGCUGAGUUCAAGGCAUUGGCUUUGAAACAAGUUAUUACCGCGGCUGAUGGAACUCGAAAGAUUCUGUUCACUUUGGAAGAUGGAUUGGUGAUAGAAACUGUCGUCAUACCUAGCAUCGCUAGUGAUAGUCGUAGUAGGAAUACUGUUUGCGUUUCGAGUCAAGUGGGCUGUGCCAUGAAUUGUCAAUUCUGCUACACUGGCAGGAUGGGUCUAAGGAGGAACCUGACUGCAGCUGAGAUUGUAGAGCAGGCUGUAUUUGCACGGUCCUUGUUCACAAGUGAAGUUGGCGACAUUACGAAUGUUGUAUUUAUGGGAAUGGGAGAACCACUUCAGAACAUUGACAAUGUUCUUAAAGCUGCUGACAUAAUGCUACAUGAUCAAGGCCUAUAUUUCAGUCCUCGAAAGGUCACAGUUUCAACAAGUGGGCUGGUUCCCCAGAUGAGGCGUUUCCUUAAGGAAUCUAAUUGUGCUUUAGCCGUUAGUUUGAAUGCAACGACAGAUGAGGUCAGAAACUGGAUCAUGCCAAUUAACCGGAAGUAUAAAUUAGACUUGCUUCUUCAGACCCUUAGGGAGGAACUUCGCUUCAAGAAUAACUACAAAGUUCUUUUUGAAUAUGUGAUGCUUGCAGGAAUAAAUGAUAGUGUGGAGGAUGCGAAGAGGCUUGCUGAUCUCGUUCAGGGAAUUCCAUGCAAGAUCAACCUCCUCUCAUUUAACCCUCAUAGUGGAUCCCAAUUCAGACCAACCAGCGAGGAGAAGAUGGUUGAGUUUCGGAAUCUCUUGGCUGAGUUAGGGUGCCGCGUCUUCUUGCGGUCGAGUAGAGGUGAUGAUCAGAUGGCUGCCUGUGGUCAGCUUGGCAAUCCCGAUGUGGUCCAAGCUCCCUUGCUUCGCGUACCCGAGCAAUUCAAAAUGGCAGUGGAAGUCUCUGCGUGAUUCGAUUAUCUGGACAUUAUAUUCCUAAAUCCUCUGGAUGAAGCAUGCUAAGCACGCGUUAGUUUGACUGCUCUGCCCGGGACCUAUCUCUUGUGGUGCACCGCCAUGUAACUUCGUUACCUGGCCUUCUUGUUAUUCACGUUUCGUGUCACCUUGUCCGGCAGAUUCAAAUUAGCUUUUGCUUGUAUGCACAUCCGCCUGAAUGCCCGUCUUAUGGAUUACCAGUUUAAGAUAUUCGACGUCUUCUCCGAACAGAAAAUGUAACCUGUUUAUUGUGCGAAACCCUUCUUGAGGAAAUAUUCUGAGUUUCUCCUAUGAAAGUAAAUUCUCGUAAGAUUUUUUAGC
Pyrus x bretschneideri (Chinese white pear) is the source of this 1755-nucleotide messenger RNA. RefSeq names its product dual-specificity RNA methyltransferase RlmN. Lineage: Eukaryota; Viridiplantae; Streptophyta; Magnoliopsida; Rosales; Rosaceae. Gene Ontology annotation, biological process: tRNA methylation; rRNA base methylation. The record is from RefSeq and is a predicted model, not a curated record. Gene Ontology annotation, molecular function: iron-sulfur cluster binding; RNA methyltransferase activity. The coding region runs from base 19 to 1410 and encodes 463 amino acids. The transcript has 9 exons.